AUGGCCGAACAACCGUCGAGUAUUGAGGAGAACAUAACCUGUUGCCACGACAUUCUGGCCCAUCACGAUCAAGAUGAAGGCGAUCCCCGGUUCAUUACAUACAAACGCCACUUCCACAUUGAUGGUCCUAACGGCCGUCAUCUCUGCUUGGUUCUUCCCUUCUGUGGUCCAAAUCUGCACUCCUUGUCGAAUUAUAUGAACAGCAGGAUGAAGCCGCAAUUUGUUCAAGCACUCGCCUAUCAAGCAACAGAGAUUAUUAGGGACUUGCAUGCCCGCGGCAUCUGCCAUGGAAAUAUCAGACCAGGAAACCUGCUUCUGCGAAUUCGCAAUCUGGACCAUCUCGGCGACCAAGGAAUUUAUCGCCUGUUUGGGCAACCCAAAAUCGAAGAAUAUAAGACUGAGUCUGGUAAGAUCCUAGGACCGGAAGCUCCUCGUUACAAUGUCGGCUUUCUCGAUUUUAUGUCAAGUGGCGAGGAUAAUCUUCUGAACGAAUUAAGCCUUAUUGGGUUUGAUCACGCAUUCCAAAUCUCGUCAUCGAAGACAAUAGAACCCCUGACUGAAUUCCUGGUGCCUGAGGUAGCUGUAAGGAAGCCAGCUAGUCCAGCAAGCGACGUUUGGGCAUUGGGUGUCACGAUUCUGAACAUGCGUUCAGGCAUUUCACUGUUCCCUUGGCAUGUCGAUUGCCCAGAAUACUUUAUUACAGAGUGUGUGAAGUACUUCGGAGAAAUACCAACAUCUUGGGAAGAGCCCUUUUAUGAUGAACAGGGGCGGCCGACUUCAGAUAAAACUGCAGGCCGUACAAGGGACGUAUGUGACAAGACUCACUCGCUGAAGCAAUGGAUCAGAGACAUUUGGGACGAGCCAACCCGAUCGAAUGAGAAUGAGUCAACGCCAGCAAAGCCCUUUUUUGUCCGAGAUGAAGAUAGAUCGCAUCCCAGAAGCCACGACUGGCUGAGCGACGAUAUUUCCUCCAUCAUCAAUUAUGAUCCUAAGACAUAG
Molecule: messenger RNA, 999 nt
Organism: Fusarium odoratissimum NRRL 54006
Lineage: Eukaryota; Fungi; Ascomycota; Sordariomycetes; Hypocreales; Nectriaceae
Product: serine/threonine protein kinase
Exons: 1
Coding region: 1-999 (332 amino acids)
Biological process (GO): protein phosphorylation; intracellular signal transduction
Cellular component (GO): nucleus; cytoplasm
Molecular function (GO): protein serine/threonine kinase activity; ATP binding
Source: RefSeq, a predicted model, not a curated record